CGCUUGAUAAAUGAGUAUUGGUGGUUAUUUGACUAACUAUUACACUGGAUGAUUAUACAAUGCAGCUAAAUAAAUACUUAUUAUUAAUCUGGUAAAAUGAAAAAGAAACUAGAAUUAUACUGUCUCCGUACUUCAGUCUGAAUAGCGAGACAAUAAAGUGUUUACGCUUAUAUAAAGAUUUCCAAGAGAACCGGUUAAUCCAUGAUGUUCAAAGUGUUUUGGAUUUGUGUCUUCAUACAGGCCCUGUCUUCGGUUCACUCAUGUUCUAGACGCCGCCGACCAGCGCCUCAGCCGUGUUCCUGGCGGACAUGUUAUCACGACUGGAGAGACGCUUACUCACCGGGCGUUCGUCAAGGGCAAUGUGUUUAUCAAUCACGAUAUUCAACGCAUCUUUACAAAACGAACCAUGGAACAGCACCGUGUCCCGCAUCGACCUCAUGUAACUGGAGAUCUCAGAGUAGAACACGAUGUAAGUCUGACCUUGAGAAUUCAACUAACUUUAUCUACACUGGAUAGCUCUAUUAGUCUAAACUGUUCUCCUUAUUACUUAAACCUGGUUUCCAUAUGGUCGUAAAGCUUGCAAAUUUCGCUGCGAUUUUAGGUGCGAUUUUCUUCUCCUGAUGUAUGUGAACGAGUGGAUGAGUUAUAGGAAUGUUUAGAUGAGGUUGUUGUUGUUACAUACACUCAGGGCAUUCAUAACUUAUGUACUCUUUCCCAUCCAUCAGAAGAAGAAAAUCGAUCUAGAAAUUGCAGCACAAAUUGCAAGUGCAAACGGGCCUUAACAGUCGUAAAGAAAUACAAUUUUAGAACUGAAAAUACGCGGAGUGAUUAUAACUAGAGAAUACUUAUAAUUUAUAUGUGGUUUACAGGUAUAAACUAUAAUAAACUGGCCGUUGAGAAAGAUCGUGACUCUAUUUUUACGACCCAAUAUGGUCGAUCUUUUUUACGACCCAGGCUUUAUAGAGGUCCAGUAAAGGCCAUCGCUUCCAGUUAAUUCCAGUUCCUUCAAUGUUAUUAAGGUCCAUACACACCAGACACGAUUCGCCAACGCGACGCGAUUUUUCGAUUUUCACUGAACAAUAACUUUAAUCCUAGUUUAAAUUUUCCAAAUAUAAUUUAGAAGCGUUAGAACAUUUUGAAUUAUUUGGUCUACAUAUUUUUCAAAAUUUGUUCUCAUUGGCUGUUUUAUUUAACUUUCAAAAACUAAAAAAUCGGGUCGCGUUGUCGAAUCGCGUCCGCUGUGUCUGGACCUUUACAGUGGGACAUUCAGAAUAACUCUCUUAACUUUAUCUAUAGUGAAAAGGCAAAAAAUAUAAAAAAUACAUGUCAGAAAGCUUGGAAAAUCGUUUCACACAACAAAUUGUAAUGUCAAUUUUGUCUAGACUGUUUUUUUCCAUAGAGGUCCAGUAAAGACCAUUGCUUCCUAGUUCAAUGUUAUUACAGUGGGACAUUCAGAAUAACUCUCCUAACUUUAUCUGACUUAUCUAGUAGGCUUGAAACCUCCCUUAAUUUUGUCUAGACUGUUUUUUUUCCAUAGAUUAAAGGCCAUUGCUUCCAAGUUCAGUAUUAUAGGACAUUCAGAAUGAUUUAUUUGAUUCUCUAAUUCUAUAUCAAAUAAAAAUUGCAACAAUACGGCCUUAAUAAUUUUUGGUAAUAAUUAAUUAAUAUAUUGGAUUCAUAACUAUAAUUUGUUACCGAAAUAAUUUAUGGAAUUUAUUAUCCCAGGUUCGUGUCGUGAGGUACAGACAUGCAGCCUGAAGAGCUGGGGUUCAUGGUCAGGUCACGUGCCUACCAAUCAAUGUUCUAGACAGAGCAGAUACAGGGGUUGGAAUGAAUAUAAUGUGAGAUAUCGUGAGCAAGAUAAUAGCUGUAGUGGCAUACGAAGUAGCUGUGGGAAUGGUGAAUAUGACUACAGAACACUUUGUAAGUUCAAUCCUUAUAAUGUGACUAACGUCCAAUCCUAUAUAACCUAAUCUUACCCUAUAACACUGACCCUAAUCCUUGGAUGAAUAAGAAAUGUACUUUUCUAAUAAAAAGUACGCUGGCUUAAGAAAUACUAAGAGAACAAAACAAUAAACACUCCGAAAAUAGUUAACAUUUUAAUCAACGUUUCGACUAGGUUUCAGUCAUCAUCAGGAAUUCUGAUGAUGACUGAUGAUGAAUUCUGAAACCUAGUCGAAACAUUGAUUAAAAUGUUAACUAUUUUCGGAGUGUCUAUUGUUUUCUUUUUAAAAUUACUCAAUGGCAACCGUAAUUUAAGAAAUGCUGCCUCUCCAACAUAAUUUAGAUUCUAAUCCCUAGAUAUUGGCUAAAAAUGAAAGCUUAAGGGCGCUGUAUUAUCACUACCUUUCUAAACUUUAAUCUACUUUUGACGUGAAUAGAAUGCGCACUUAUAUAUUUUAUUAACCCGUUGUGUCCACAUUGCCGCGGUCACAAAGGAAAAGGCACAAGAAACAUGUCAGCCUCGUACCCAGGCUCUUUAGUAAUUCAUAGUGUUCAGAGCUCUGGGCGAGCUUUUAGGCGCGCGGGGCCCAACAAUCCCCGCGCGCCUAGCUCAUCCAGAGCUCUGAACGCUAUUAAGUACUAAAGAGCCUGGGUACGAGGCUGGAAACAAGUAGUGAAAGUGAUCUAUUUUAUUUCGCAGGUAGUUGUCGAUACGCAAAAUGCGAAACUCUGCCAUGGACAUCCUGGUCUGUAGUUCAAACUAGACCUGGACAUUGUAUCACUAUCGCGCGUUAUCAACGACAGAAAAAAACAAUUCAUUACAAAACACAAGUAAACAACUGCAACAAUAUUCAGCCGCAAACAUGUCCCGAUGAUGUGACGCAGGUGCAAGAAAGAGGUAACUAAGUGUGCAGGUUUGAAAUAUUUUUGUGUGAAGUACCGGUCAAACGUGAGAGUUUGAGAUGGUUCAAAUUUUGAUGAAAGUUGGUGAGAAUUUAAGCUACACACACAGUAAUGUCAAAACAACUCUCGUUUUCGUUUGACCGGGGCAUGAGAGUUGAGAAAACUCUCAUGCAUGCCAGAAUUGAGAAAACUCUCAUGCAAACUCUCGCAACUCAAUUUCAUUCCCAACCGUCAUUCACGUUUCACUGUGGCUGUACGCUGCCGAUAAAAGGUGCUCGCUCAGAAUAACGGAGUCCUAAUAUCUUACGAGUAUCAGGAAAGAUUUCCUAUACAUACUAAACGAUUUAUUCAUUCAUGAUAGCCAUGUUUUUUCUUCGCAGUGGUCUACUGUCCCGCACUGUCAAAUCCUGUCGUUGGCCGAUGGGACAGAUCACAAUGUUCUCAAGGACAACAAAGGUGUAAUUCCCACUGUACUCUUGAAUGCACUGGGCUGAGAGGAUAUAAAAGAACUGGAAAUAAUCCAACCACAACGUGUCUAAGUAGCGGAGUGUGGUCUUCCUCAGAUGCUUCCUGUCAAGGUAGGAUGAGGGACUGGGCAUUAUUUAUGGUCGAGGUUGGGGCAAAAGAGAAAAUACUGUGUAGAGCACAGAAAAAUCUUUACUCAAACUUAAGACAAAAUCACAAAAUUAGUAAUAUUCCAAAGUUUCGUUGGGAAAUGUUGUAAAAUGCGGAUAAAAUAGCCUUGCGAAGUUUGCCGUUUUUCAGUCAUUUUGCAUUACAAAUAGAAAUUGAUAAUCAGAUGAUCAAACUGAUUAUCAAUUUCCAUUUGUAAUACAAAAUGAUUGAAAAACGGCAAACUUCGCAAGGUUAUAUUAUCCGCAUUUUACAACAUUUCGCAACGAAACUUCGGAAUAUUACUAAUUUUCUGAUGCUCUUUCAAGCUGUGAUGAAAUUUUUGUCCAGGCUUGUCUAGAUCAAAAUUUCACUCAUCAGGGGAAAGGUCUAUUCCCUAAAACCCGCCUGGAAAUAUUGGAAUGAUUCUGCAGGUUUAUCCUCUUCCUACCUUUACUGUUAACUUUUCUUCUUAGACGAACAACCGCCAGAUAUAACCUGUCCAUCGCCUGCCACAUUUGGCACUGAUGUCGGCAAAAAAUACAAAACGGUCAUUCUUCCAGAACCGCAACGCGCUGAAGACAACAGCGGGAAAGCCCCGACUGUUACGACAAGCGUUGGUAAAGCACAACAUGUGUUUGAUAUUUCGGAGCAUGCGUACGAAGUUGUUUAUACCGCACGAGACGAUGCUGGACUCACCAGAAAAUGUACUUGGUAUGUUACUAUAAAAGGUGAGCUUUACUGACAUCUCUUAAUUUUAUGGAUUUAUACUUACAGCUCGUAAAAUCAGUGUUGACUCUUUUCAAACAUUUUUGACUUAAAUUCCCGCAAUAUAUAACUUUAUUUAUAGCCUACCAAUGAUUUCAUGGUUGAAAAAUUAUUGUUACAGUUUUGUUAAAGAGGGUCCUGAAGGGGGGGUCCCAAUCCCAUUUCCCACCUGAAAUUUUGGCAAAAUCCCAGUCCCAGUUGGAUUUUUAUUAGAAAUCCCAGUCCCAGUUAUUGAAAUCCCAGUCAAUAAAAACCCCUUUAUUUAUCGGUAGAAUAAACAGUUUUAAGACCUUUUAAGCAAGUGGCGGACACUUCAUGAAAUAUUAGAGGGGGGUCUCGUGCCGAAGGCACGAAAAAUUUUUAAAUUUGAAUCCCGGAAAUGGCAUUUGCAGCAUUCUGAGACGCAUAAUCAGAAAACCCAGAAUUCCGGGCGCCAGAGUAUGCCUGUUCGCAGGUAGUGCUGUGAAUAAUAUAGUUAACAACAAAAAUCAUGACCAAAGACACCAAAAACGGAUCAAAAUUGUAUUUUAAAAUACUCAAAACGCAGAAAAAUUGGGAAUCGACUCGCAUUACCUCAAUCCCAUUCCCAUUUUUGAGGACUUCAUUUCCCAUUCCCAGUGGCCAAAUCCCAGUCCCAGCAACCCAAAUCCCAUUUUCCCAGUCUAGAAAUAGAUCAAUCCCAGUUCCCAUUUUACCCCUUCAGGACCCUCGUUAAACGGUUAUUCAGCUAUCAUUUUAAAGCUGUCAGAAAUUAUUAGAGGGGGAGGGAGAGGGGGAAUUGCCCCCUAAUGUCCGCCAAUGUCUGUAGUAUGCAAUUUUCUCAGUGAUGUGAAAAGAGAGCUUGCAGUUUCCUCCUGCAGUAGCACAGGUCAUUUAUGAAGGGACGGUCUUUACAAUAGGGAGAACAACUUGGAAUCGAUAGAGCUAUCCAGUAUAAAUAAAGUUAGCUCAAUUUAGGUAUAGUUUAGUUGCAUUUAUGCAAGUGUCCAGGUUAGGUAAGAUAUUCUUUUACUCAAACACACAGUUAGAAAAGCACUUCAUUUUGUAAAUUGUUUGUUUAGAUAUGGAAAAACCAAAGGUCCUGGAAUGUCCAAAAGAUGUUACGAUCAUCAGCGCGAAGGACAAAGAAAGAGUAAGCUGGGACGAUCCUAAAUUUCAAGAUAAUUACGAUCCCCAACCAAGAAUAGCAUCCAAUCAACACACUGGAACUUUCUUCUAUUAUGGCAAAACGAAAAUUACUUACACAGCCACUGAUAAAUCUGGAAAUGUAGCUACCUGUCAAUUCAAUGUCAUUAUUUCAGGUAUAAUAACACUGAUGACAACAGAAAAGAAAACACAAGGACAUAAACGAAGACACAAGAGAAACAGCAGUUUGGAUCUGACAACCAAAGAUGUCCAUUUAUAGACCCUCGAAAUAAAUGCACACGUAACCAUUUAUAAUUCUUCUUUUUUUAUAGUUCUUCACUGCCCAGUAUUUGACCCGCCAAGGAACGGUGCUCAUACCUGUAAUUUGAAAGUGGACGAGAAAUAUGAACAUCAUUUAUAUUGCACUACACAGUGUCAACAAGGUUAUGCGUAUAUCUCAGAUAAUGUCUACGAAAUUUAUCAGUGUGGCAAUGGAGUAUGGACUGGAUUCAAUAACUUUCCAGCGAAAUAUAAUAGAUUUAGUGAUAAGUCAGUCAGACCCUGGGUUGAUUGCACUGGUAAGGAUAUUUGACAAUAUGUACUGGGUGUCCAAUCUAUGAUUUUUCCUGAAAUGUGUCUUAUAUUUACACCAUGAAAAGUUCUAAAAAGUCUUUAACGUUUAUGUACUGUUGAAAAUGGGGAAACGGAAUGUCAUAUGUACUUUGUCAUUAUUUAUUUAGAGGAAGACAACGCAGCCGGAGUGAAGAAAGUCAUCAAUGCCUAUGUUGGAAAAUGCAAUGAAAACGACCCCAAGAGUCUGGAAGUGAUCAAACAAAACUUCAUUGCAGCUCUGAAUGACUUCAUGAUUGCAAAACUGGUUUACUGUAAUAAGCAUCAGGCUAACUGCGAUGUCUCCAAUGUUAAAGUGUAUUGUGGUAAGAGCAAGAGAAGUGGCGAUGUCUCCAGGCAGGUUGUGUCAGUCGAGAUUGUGAUUCGUGAUAAAACAUCCUGGAAAGAUAAAGCUAAAGCGUUGCAGCAACACGAAAUGAUGAAAAUGGAUCUAGAUGCGACAGAACUUGCAGCUGAUCAAAAGAUUGUUUCCAAAAUGGGCAUCACUGGUAUGCAUUUAGAGGGAUAUCAGUCAAAACUGGCGUGCAAGGCUGGUGAGAUUCUGAAAGUUUACCAAGGAGAUGGUGAUGAGUUAGCCAGAUCUUCCUGUGGUAAGCAAACGUUUUGUAGAAUAAUACCGAGAUCCCCUCGGAUUCAGUAAAGAAUUCGGUAAAAUCUCUAAAUUUUUGUUGAUGUAAUUUGGAGGAAAUAUGGGCGAGUAAGUUUUUGUUUCUCGGCAUGGUGUUUUGAUAUAAUUUCUCGCAAUCAAUGCAGCAGAAUUGAGAAAUUUGUUAUACGAGUAAUACGACCAACAAAACUACGUUAAACAUUUUCAGUUAAAUGUCCAGAAGGCACAUUCUACAAUGAGGAUGAAGAGUGUAUUCCGUGUCCUGAGGGGACAUACCAGGAUGGUGAGGGUGAAUUGUCGUGUACCCACUGUCCAGAGGGGACAUGGACACUUGGUAAUCAAGCAACAAACCAAACUGAGUGUAUAGGUAUGGUUAAUAUUUUUGUGGUAAUUUUUUUGCGAACCUUGAUGAAACCCUAAAGCCUGGCAGACUAUAUCUAUCUUGCCUUUUGGCUGCUUAUGCAAAUCAUUCGUUACUGAUUUUAGAGGUGUAUCAAUGAGCAUGCAUGUAGGUACGGUUAAGCGAGCUUCCCUUUGCAGCUAAGUUAAGCGCAGUCUUGUAGGUCGAUGGUAUGGUAUUGUUAUCUGAUGGGCAACUAACCUGCUCUCACUUGAUCUACUUACAUGUAAAAACUCAUGUAAGUACAUUUGUAAUUAGUUCCCUCUUGUACUUCGAGGGUUUUCUCUGAGUUUUCUUUCCUGGGCAAAAUCUAACCCUUCUUUGUUGUGUAUUCCGUGAUCAGACAUGGGUGACUGAGUCAAUGGUAACGUUUGAGCUGCGUCCUUCGCAAUCCAAUACUCGCCAGCAAGUAAAGAUGAUUAGCACCGUCCUGCUACAUUUACAUGGUCGCGACUUGACAUUCCAUAUCUUUACUUUCGGUAGGUGUUUGUGGUCCAGGUGAAUACUCGCAGCUUGGCAAUGGUCUAGCUAACUGCAUCGCCUGUCCAGUUGGAACGUAUCAACCUAAUUUCAGGCAAUCAAGUUGUUUGAAAUGUUCUUCAGGAAAAACUAUAACACUACGUGGAGCUGCAUCUAAGGACGAUUGUCAGUGAUUUGGUAAGGCGCUGGAAAUGUUUUUUUUUUUUUUUUUUGUGUGAAGGCAAGGUCAAUUUAUAGAGAUUCAGUCAAACCUUUUUACAUUUGAAUAAAUCAUUUCCUUUAUUUUUUUCUAGGCCAGCGAAGCACGUUGAAGUAAAGGUGCGAGUUAGAACAUAAAAUGUAACUGUAGAAGGAUAAAUAAAGUUAAAAAAUCUUCCAGUUUGCAUGUCUGUUUUUUCUUAAUCUUUCUGGUAGCCUACGUAGCACACGUUUAUAGCUGCUAUUUCUCGUCUGUUUCUCUGCCCAAUUGCUG
This is a messenger RNA of Paramuricea clavata, 7941 nucleotides long. The record is from the annotation of a GenBank genome assembly. NCBI's taxonomy places the organism in Eukaryota, Metazoa, Cnidaria, Anthozoa, Malacalcyonacea, Plexauridae.